Peronospora farinosa is the source of this 576-nucleotide messenger RNA. The record is from the annotation of a GenBank genome assembly. NCBI's taxonomy places the organism in Eukaryota, Oomycota, Peronosporomycetes, Peronosporales, Peronosporaceae.
AUGCUGCCCGACCCGGUCGUGCCCGGGGUAGCGCUGGCUAGCGCUCCCCAGCCUCCAACAAGCCACCAAGCGCGCCGUUUGGCUGUCCAAGACCCCACUUCGGCCUCACCCGGCCCUCAAGCGCGCCGUUUGGCUGCGGAAGACCUGGCGAUUGUUGUUUCGGCACCCGGUAGGGCGGCAGGCAUGCUGCCCGACCCGGUCGUGCCCGGGGAAGCGCUCGCAGCCGCCACGGCUCGCGCUCUGGGUGUUGCCCAUGGCCCCAGCGACCUCGAGGGCGUCCUUAGCGACGACGAGGACGCCUUGGACGACCCCGUCGACGCUGCCAGCCCCUCGGAAGUCCUGGCGAGUGUGUUGCCUUCACCCGAAAGGGCAGGUGGCAUGCUCAGCGAGCGCGACGAGGGCGCGUCAGCACAGGAGCUCAGCCUCCCAACCCAUGCUCGGCCUACUGCUAGCCAGCAAGCCCCUGUGCUGACGGUGUACGCGCACAACACCGCUGCAUUCUAUUGCGCGGUAUGUGUGCACACCUGUCGCGACCUCGCCGCGCUCCGCAGAUCAUCGUCGCACAGCGCACCGUGA